Cantharellus anzutake is the source of this 561-nucleotide messenger RNA. RefSeq lists its product as uncharacterized. Lineage: Eukaryota; Fungi; Basidiomycota; Agaricomycetes; Cantharellales; Hydnaceae. The coding region runs from base 1 to 561 and encodes 186 amino acids. The record is from RefSeq and is a predicted model, not a curated record. The transcript is spliced from 2 exons.
AUGCCAAUGACCCUAGGACUACCUCCUCCUCCUCCUCUCUCCGACUCUGCCACCCACCUACAUCCACAGCACCUCCAGACCUCUACCACCAUACCUCCACCUCCUCAGACCCCUUGUUCAAAGGAGAUGGGCUUGCUCAUUGUUGAUGAAUCCCAACUUGUCAUUCCAUCCUCCUUCCUACCUCUGGUCUCCACACCUCCAGUACCUCCUCAUUCCUAUCUUACCUCCGAUCUUGAUAAUCUUAUUGUUUUAUCAUUUGAUAUUUUCUACAACCCCAAUCUUCCAGGGUUUUCCCCUUUGUUCCCAUUUGUCUUCUAUUAUGUAUAUAAGUCCUGUACUGUAGUUGAUGGCACCUCAGUGCAAAAUCGACGACUAGACUACCCCCCAGAGUUUGCGCCCUCCUGUUCUGAAGUUAAGGACCAGACUCCUAAGCAUCACCGAACCCUCCUUCUGGGGAAAGGUCCAGGGACACUGCCCUCCUCACGUGUUCUUGACACCUUCGACCCCAACCACAGCAGAGCAGCUGGGGUCACCAUCAUCGUUGUUAUAGAAUGGACCUAG